This is a messenger RNA of Chelmon rostratus (copperband butterflyfish), 2163 nucleotides long. It is a transcript of the gene c22h12orf56, whose product is annotated as chromosome 22 C12orf56 homolog. The transcript is spliced from 14 exons. Lineage: Eukaryota; Metazoa; Chordata; Actinopteri; Chaetodontiformes; Chaetodontidae. The record is from RefSeq and is a predicted model, not a curated record. The coding region runs from base 89 to 1882 and encodes 597 amino acids.
CGGAUGGGAAGCCGCAGGAUCACCCGCCUCGCGCCAACGCGGAGGUUGACGUCUUCGACCUGUUGCUAACUCCUCCGCCGGUACCGUCAUGGCUCGGACCGGCUCCGGCUCCCUCCUCGCCCGCCGCGACAUCAAGCUGGACUCCUUCCUGAAGCGGAACACGGAGCGGACGGUGUACGAGCGGAUCCGAGCGUGCGAGCCUUGUGUCGUGAUAUCGGAGAGCAUCAAUAAGGUGUACAUGCACGUGGUGCUGAGCGACGACCGCGUGUACCUGACCGAGUACCCGCCGCGCACGCUCACCGCAGCCUUCAGCUUCAGGCGCGUGCGGGACAUCGAGCUGGUCAAUGACCUCCCAGAUUUCCUCCGUGGGAAGGACAGGGAGCUCUGCCAGCACAUACGGAUCACCUAUGUCACUGAAAAGCCUGCCAGGAGGGGACGUGAUUGGCUGAGGAGAAACCACAGGGCGGGACUUCCUCGUGCAGUCCAGCCCUCUCGCAGAACCAGCCACUGCCCAGUAAUAACACACACCCUAGAAGGAUAUCCUGUACACAGUGAAAGGGGGGCAGAGGAGCUCCACCUGUCAGAGCCCACACGUUCUGCCUCCUGUCCGAACCCAGAGGCUCUGGGCCUCCUGAGGAUCCCGCACCCUCCCACCCGGCCUCCCUCCACACCACCCUACUCCCCAACCAGCCCCCCCACCUCUCCUCUGUCACCCUCCAAUCACAGACUGAACACCCCUGAGCCAGGCCAGGUGCCGACGAGGAUCGGUUCAGUUCUGUCGCGCCUGUUGAGAAGAGCCUGCGUGAACAGCAGAGAGGAGAGGGAGGCCGAGCUGCAUCUUUACGCCGUUUCACACACGUCCAGACUUUACCUGCAUCUGCAGAGCUCGUGGAACAGUUUCAUUAUCAGGUCCACUCUGUUGUUAGACCCAGUCUACAGAGGCAGGUGCAGAGCUUCGUCUGACUCCCCUCCUGGAAAGAGACUUCCUGCCAUCAGCUGGGAGCGGACAGCACACCUCUUUGCGCAGCUGAGCUCUGAGCUCCUGCAGGAGGGCAUCAGCGUGGAGAGUCUCUACCUGCUGCUGCAGGAGCUGAGAACCGCUGCUCACCGUAACGUCGCCCUGCGCAGACUCUUCUGGAGGUCCGGUGAGGUUUGUGUCUUCCUGGUUCAGACUCUGGAGGAAUCUCUCCACGGCUGUCAGAGCCUCAGCGGAGUCUACACGGCAGAUCAGCUACUACUGAGCACCCUCGUCGUCCAGACGCUCGCCGUCAUGUUCAGAGAGACGGAGGUGGAACCAGCCAGACUCAACCUGCUCUCUGCCAAAAAAGGUGCCCUGGCCUCCAGAAUGCUGCUUGCCUUGAUUUGUGAUCCAGAGCUACAAACACAAAACCAAGGAUCUCCAAUAGACCGAGAGGUGAGCUGCGCUCUUCUCUGUCUCUGUGAUCAGGCCUUACUGGCUGAGUAUCUGGACGCUGCCUGCUCUUUGCUGUUCGAGCUGCUGCUUUUAGGCCACAACGCCAGCAGAUGUUCCCCUGCUGACAACUUCCUGUCUGUUGGCUGGAUCCUCCGAGUCCUGCAGCCUCAUCCUCACCUGACGUCCUUCAUUGGUCACCAGGCCCAGCAGGUGGUGCUGGUUUUGUCAGACCUGCAGGAGCCGUUCCUGAGUCCCGCUCAGUCUGUUCUGCUGUUCCAGCGCUGUCGCCUCCUGCUGGCCUGCCUGCAGUACAACAACCAGCUGGCACAGCACCUCCGAGCCCACUUCAGGGAGGAGUUCAGGUACUUUGUGAAGCUGUCGUGUGCUGAGGAGAAGCUGCCGCCUCACCACCCGAUCAGCCAGCCCACUCUACGGCUGGUCGGGCAGAUCCUGACCCUGCUCAGAUGAUGGCACACAAACACACCUGCUCAUACCUGGAAAUAGGACUGUGACGGCAUGUGCCUUUACUGAGGUCCGAGUGCCGUUGUACUUUGAGCUGCAUACUGAUUUUUUUCCCCCCAGCUUUCAUGAGCGUUGAUGUACCAGGUUCUUGUACUGAAGGACUUCUGCAUGUGAAUAAAACCAGUUCUCAUGUCUGAAUGAACAUUUCGUUGAAUGAGCUUCUGCUGUUUUGUUUGUUUUGGUUCUGGUUGGCCCCCAGAGAGGACAAACCAGACCAAAAAACACCC